Suillus clintonianus is the source of this 1665-nucleotide messenger RNA. RefSeq lists its product as uncharacterized. The record is from RefSeq and is a predicted model, not a curated record. NCBI's taxonomy places the organism in Eukaryota, Fungi, Basidiomycota, Agaricomycetes, Boletales, Suillaceae. The transcript has 6 exons. Bases 1 to 1665 code for a protein of 554 amino acids.
AUGUCACGCAUUACAGUCAACGUUGCGACGGCCCCCAUAACGCAUUCUGCCAUUCUUCGACUCUGCCUCACUGCGCUCUCUGCUAAUACUGAGACUGAUAUUAUGCGUCCAAUUCAGCAAGGCGAAGACUUUACGCGAGAAAUUGAAGACAUCAACAGCAACUCCAGUGACACAGACGGAUCUGAUGGUGAUGAUUCAGAUUCAAAUGACGAUGCAGACUUAUUGCGGAUUCGCGAUGCAAUUGUCGCCCCUGCUGCUAACGCAUCAACUCAAGAUCUUUGCAAAACUUCUUCUGGACAUGCGCGGGAAGUACCGAGAGGCUUUGAAGAAGAAGCUUUGCUUGAGGCAACAGUUUCAAAAGGUCGGAAGACGAAACUAACCAAGAAUGACCUUGCCCUCGCCGCCAAGGAAGACAGCAUCAGAAAUCUUGGACGCAAGUUCUCUGUCACGCACUGCUUAUGGGUCGAAACGUCUAUCUUCCCUUUGCGUGGGCCACCUCCCAGAAUCGACCUCUCGACCAAGGAGCGGUGGCUCUCACCGUUAUCGAUUCAGGAUGGCGUUAAAGCCGAAAUUUUCCAAUUCAUUCCCCCAGUCGACCACAAUAUGAUGGCUCACAAAAACUUUGGCUCCCAUUUUGUGAAAGGUGUCAAUAAUGUUCGCGCUGAAAUGCUCUCAGACAUCAAGUCAUGUGCAGCAGCGAUUUUCAGUCUGGAUGCCAAGUUCUUCAUAAGAGGUUAUGCACGGGACACAGAGCCAGCUUGCCGAACUCUGCUCCUCAACCCCCAAGGCAUAUAUACCAAGUUUGCUCCAGUUCUUUUCCCGUGUCCAGACCGUCUUGCCAGAGAUGAUUUUCUGAAAACAUCGAAGCUUGUUUAUGUAGUCCCCACUCCAAAAACGAAGGCCAAAAUAUGGGAGUUACGCGCUGUAACACCUGGCCUCAUCACAGCAGCAGCCGUUAUUGCUAUAUUUGUCCUAUCCGGCGACAAAGAGUUGGUUGAAGUCGGCGACAAAUCCCGGAUUCCAUACAAAGACUACCAUAACUACUACCGACAAUCGCUGCUAACCGGAGGUGCCUGGGCAAACGGGGUCUUCACGUUUUUCAACAACGCGCUGUUUGCGACAUCUCAUUCUGCCUCAACUAUCCUCGGUUCAGACCCCUCACACGACUCGAGCGGUCCACAGGACAGCUGGGAAGAAAUGUUUGAGCACGCCAUGGAAACCGGAGGCGAACUACCAGAACUAGAUGCAGUUGGCCCUGUCAUCGAUUCAGAGGCGCCCACCACACCUCCUGCUGCACCUCCUGCUGCACCCCCCGCUGCACCUCCCGCUGCACCUCCUGCCACACCUCCUGCUGCACCUCCUGCUGUACCCGGUCCCCAAUCAAUCUCUGCCGCCAUGCAAGGUUUAGCUUUAGCUGAGGACGGUCGUCGAGACCCACCACCUGCAGCGCAGCCGGUACUUGAUGAGGACGAGCUAGAACCACCUGCUGUCCAGAAGCCGAAGCCAAGGCCAAAGCCAAAGCGGAAGGGCAAGGCCGCCAAUGAUACUAAUACUACUACCAGUGCUGACCCAGAGGAUCAAGCUCCUGGAAAGGAACCUGAGGUUUUGUUGUCAGUAGUCAGUGGCAGUGGUGUGCGAAGGGGCCGAUCAAGGAUCACUAAGUAG